AUGAGCCUUUUCCAACCACCAGCCUUUCUUGACCAAUAUCUUUCUAUGCCUAUUGUGAAUAUAGCCAUCUAUUUAUCUUCCUCUUUUUACAAUCAAUUAAUAACUUCAGAUGUGUUUAACAAAUUAAGACCUUAUUCAUAUUUUUUAAGUCCAUUAUAUGCAACAAUAUCAAGCAACCUUAUGUUAUUAUACUUUGGACAAAUUGGAAAUUCUCUUGAUACAAAAAUAUAUGUUUUAUUAAGUCAUUUUCUUAUUGGAUUUAUUAUUCUUAAUGCCAAUAUGAAUUCUAAAUCCUUUAGACUUCUUUCAGGUAUUAGUAUAAUUUUCUUUAAUACAUCAGGAAUUUUAGGUUAUUAUUCUAAAGGAUUUAAUCAAUAUGGAAUAGUUGGUGCAUUUAUUUUUUCCUAUUUGGCAUGUGUUUUAAUAUCAUAUGUUUACUUGUAUAUCGUCGUUUAUUUCUGGCAAAAGCAUACUAUUAAGAUUUACGCUAAUCCAAAAACACUCCUCCAAAAUACUAUUACUUUCUCAAUAAUUUUUGUUAUUGUCGCAAUUCUUCAUAACGCUCAAUUCCCACAUAUUUAUCUUAUUACUCUUGGAUUCUAUACAUUGAUUUAUCUUGACGAUAAUCUUUGGCAUAAACUCCCAGAACUUUAUUCAAAAGCUAAAUUAGAUUGA
Entamoeba histolytica HM-1:IMSS is the source of this 675-nucleotide messenger RNA. RefSeq lists its product as uncharacterized. The coding region runs from base 1 to 675 and encodes 224 amino acids. The transcript has a single exon. The record is from RefSeq and is a predicted model, not a curated record. Lineage: Eukaryota; Evosea; Mastigamoebida; Endamoebidae.